Theileria orientalis strain Shintoku is the source of this 5016-nucleotide messenger RNA. RefSeq lists its product as uncharacterized. The coding region runs from base 1 to 5016 and encodes 1671 amino acids. Gene Ontology annotation, molecular function: hydrolase activity. Lineage: Eukaryota; Apicomplexa; Aconoidasida; Piroplasmida; Theileriidae. The record is from RefSeq and is a predicted model, not a curated record. The transcript is spliced from 13 exons.
AUGAAUGUAAACUUUGUAGUAAAUGCUUUGAUUUUCAUAAGUGUUAGAGCGGUAGUUUGUAGAAACGCAAACGAAUUUUACACAUUCAGAGACGCAAAGGCGACCUCAGUAUUUAUCGCAGCAAAUAACGAUUUUGAAAAGCACGGGCCUAAUAGAGCCUUUCAAAUAGGCUCGUCAUAUUGGUCGAGCGAAGGUCAACACAACGACACAGAUUUUGUGUCUUGGACGGGAGAAUUGUACGAGAAAGCGCUCAUAUCGCAGAUAAACAUUUUCUGGGAAUAUGCACCUAAGGAGGUUGAGAUCUCGUUUUCACUCACGGGAGAUGAUUUUAAUGUUGUGAUGCCGUUCAGGCCGACGUUUGAAAACAAACGCUCAUAUAAGGAGAAUUUUAAGUUAGAUGCGCCUUAUGAAACAAAAUAUGUGAGAUUGACUCUCAGAGGAGCAAUAAAUACGUAUUUCGGAAUUCGACACAUACACCUGGUCGGAUACGGGAACCCUAUGUUUAUGCUUAAGUCAGGGAUUUCGUCGAAAGACGGAGAGAUGUGUUUACAAUUGGAGGAAGGGAAUACGGAAAAUCAGCCGAGAGUCGUGUUGGACUUGUGCGUAAACGCAAUCGCAGCAGCCGACGGCAGAGAGCUGUGGAUUCAGAAUUCACGUCACCAAAUAGUGAGUGCAGUCACGUAUCCGCCGAAGUGCUUGACCACCGUGGAAUCUUCAAAACAUGGCCCAGUGAUAUUGGACGAUUGCACUGACGAAUCGUGUACUUGGGAGUUCGUGGGCAACGCGCAAAUUUCACUAAAAAGUGGGAAUAACCUGUGUCUUACUCAGCAGGACGAUAACUCAAAUGUGGCUGGGAUGGGCAAUUUGGUUGAAAAAUACGGCCCGGAGCUGAAGGUGGUAUCGUCAGGAAGUAGUGAUGGGCACGAAGAAAAGUUUGCAGUGGACCAGGAUGAGAAAACGUACUGGGCAUCACUGUUGUUUCCAGAUGAUGGGCAGCACGUGGCAACAAUGACGAUAGACUUUGGUAAGGCGGUGCACGCGUCGAGAGUGGUGAUUGACUGGGAGUAUCAGCCACUGAGCUACGCAAUCGAGGCGAGCUCGGACAACAUAACGUUUAAGCAAAUCGCAGUAAACCUAUCCAACGCAUCGCACACGACGACGGACGCGUUCCCAGGCACGGACUUCCGUCAACUUAGAGUUGUGAUGAUGAGGCCACACUAUUUGCACGGAGUGGUCUCCGGUGGGUACGUGUAUGGGAUCAGGGACCUCUCGGUGUUGUCGAGCAACCUGAUAACAGUGGUGGGUGAUUGCAGGGCGGCGGCAAAUAGCGGCGACGCCAGGGACAAGUACUUCGUGUCCUACGUGAGCGCCUUCGAACCGAUGCUGUCGCGCAAGAUCACAAGCAUGGAAAAUGACCUCCACGCAGUGAUAGCGGACGUUUCGGAUGAGAUGAACAGGCUCAAGGAGGCCCUAGAAGAGUCGGCGAGCUGCAUGGAUGAAAAGCACGACUACGACAGUCACAUAGACUCGAUAGUUAAGAAGGAGCUGUCGCUGUGGAAGACGUUCACGACGUGUAAAUGUAGCAUGGAGGAAGUGUUGCAGAGUGACCUUUCGACGCUGGGCGAGAACAGGAACAACCCAGCAGAAGAUUGUUACUUCAUCAGGCAGAAGGAGAGGUCCGGAUUCUACUGGAUCCAGCCGCCGUGUUCAAAACAGCCACUGAGGGUAUACUGUGAUAUGGACUCGCAGUCAUCCAUCUUUGUCUGGAACGGAGUCAACAGCGCGUCCAUCGCGAACGGGUUGAGCAGUUCAGUGCAGUUCCAGUGUGCAUCUUACGGUUUGGAGCCCUUUGUGAUUAAGUCGAAGCACCAGAUUGACGAAAUAAAGAAGGCGAUCCACAUAAUGGGUUUUGACAAGAAGUUGGAGUCAUAUAUACCGCUAGCAUACAGGUUCGGAUCGGACAACAAGUUCAGAGACUUCAUGAAUAUUUUCUCGUUCAUAUCGCUCCCACUACCAGGCAAUGGGAGUCUUAGUGCAAGUGGUGGUGCUCACAAUACUACCAACAGUGGUGGCAAUGCUGGCGUUAUCGGUGCUGGAACUGAUACUAACAGUGAUAAGGGUAACGAAACGAGUGGCACAAAGUCUAGCGAUAAUGUUGGUAAUAGUUCCAGUGCUGGCCAAAAGAAUACUGGUGUUCGUAAGGGUGCGAUCCACAACGAUGAUAGCGGAGCCAUCACGGCCUCUCCCGAUAGUGUCGUGGGCAUUGACGAUAACAUUAAUAAUGAGGAGUUGGAGGACUUGCACAUGAACGCCAUGGGAUUGUCCAUGGCAACCUCGGAACUUGAAAAGUUCGACAUGGAAACGUCGGAAAUAUCAGCAAUUGUCUGCUCUACGAAUAAAACUGAUGAAAUCGCAACGCCAAUAGAAUUGAAUUGUGGUGACGUGUUCGGGAAAUCGAAGAAGCUGUAUGGGUCGCUCAACACUAACAUUUUGGUCAGAUGUGUGGAGGAUUGCUCUGAAAAGAGUGACCUGUUUGUCUAUGGGAAGGAUGGACUGUACAGUGAUCGCAGUGCGAUAUGCCCGGCAGCAAUUCACUCAGGAGUGAUAGCAUCCAAAGGCACGUUUGUGGUAUCAGUGGAGAGUGGCAUGAAGUACUACGAGGGUAGUAAGCAGAAUGGAAUACAAAGUAUGUACUAUAACAAGUCAUGGCACGGCCUGAAGGACAUAAUUAAGGAGGAUCCUAUGGAAGAAAAGGGCUCUGAAGAAACAGAUCAGAGUUUGGAGCACAAUGGGCCAGAUUGUAAAUAUAGCAUAAGAAUACUGCCCUUGGAAAAAAGGUGCCCAAUUGUUGAAACACAAGGGUCAUUUUUACAAAUAGCAACACCUGUUGGCAGUGUAGCUAAUAGUAGUGCCACUGUAGUCACUAGUAAUAAUAGCAUUGAUGGUAAUGCAGGUGUAAAACUGGACGCUGGUACUAGUAAUGUCAACGACGUGAACACGAUUAGCGUCAGUGGUAUGGUGGACGUUGAUAGUAAAUUUGACCCUAACACCAUGAAGUACGCAAAUAAGGUAAUUGACACCAUGGACUCACUUUAUGGAGUGGACAACAAGACGGUGACAAACGUAAUUGAGCAGAUCGCAGUAGUGGUCUCCCAGGCGAAGAAGCGCCUUAGGUCUCUGGAGCCAAUACACAAUAAGCAGAAUGAGUCGAUAACAUCACUGUUCGACAGGGGUGGGCUGCUAGCAUCGGGAGUGGAGAACGUAUACGAUGCUUUGGACUCGAAACGCACACUUUACUCGAAUCUACUCGAAGAUGAGAAUGGUAAGAAUGUGGACGUGGCCUCGGACUUCGUGCUGGACUAUGCCACUAUGCACUUCAGCAAGACGUUCAGCGUCUAUGACUCGGCCAUGACGAGUGGGAAGAGUAACUGGGGGUAUUCCAACACGCCUCUGGACGGUAGGCAGGCGUAUGUAGUGCAGAGUGGGGAUUUGGACUCGGAACUGGUGGCCGAGGGAUCGUACGCCUUCAUUAACCAUUUCAAGUACUUCGACUUCGACUCGUCGUUCGACGUCAUGGCCAGCGGGGCCGGCUCCAUGGGCAUAGCCUUCAGAGCCCACGACAAGUUCAACUUCUACCUGUUCAGAAUGAACUUCGCGGACUCGAAUAAGCAGCUGGUAAAGGUGGAGGACGGAGUCGCGCAGGUCCUUUUGACGAACCCCGACGAGGGGUACGAAAAGGACAAGUGGUACAACGUGAGGAUCAUUUGCGAGUACUACUACAUAAGCGUGUACUGCAACAACCAGCAGAUAUUCAGAGUCAUUGACACGAGCUUCUUGUACGGCUACUUUGGGCUUUUCUCCUGCGGAUCGAACUCAUCUUUCCACUUUGACAAGAUUAAUAUUAAAAACAAAGAAGUAAAGCACGUGGAGUCGCCUCUGAGGAUGCAGAGGCUGAGUCACAUUAAGUGUUGCAACUACUCGGAAACGUUCACGGGCAGUUUGCACAAUAACUAUCUCAUCGUCAAUCCACAGUAUUCAACGAAGACGUCGUGGUCGUACGAGAACCUGUUCAAUGGAGAGCAUAAAGUAAUACACCAAGUUAAACCGAGCUUUGAUCCGCUGGAUAUAGGCUCAUUGGCAAUACUGAAGAAUGAUCGCUACUGCAACACCGGAUUUCUGAGAUUCAGGGCGCUUCCACAGUGUGAAGCGGGAACGGUGGGAGCAGUACUGCACUACAGGGAUGAAAAGAACAUGUUUCUGGUGGAGAUGAACGUUCAGGAGUUUAAAAUUAGGCAGGUGAAGGAGGGUGCUGUUAAGGUGCUGGCAAAGGAAAAAGCACAAUUGGCAAUUUCAAAGUGGAAUGUGAUUGAAAUUGAGAUUGGCCAGGACCACAUCAAGGCCAGGGCAAAGGUCGAUGUGGGACACAACUUUAUUCUGAAGGGCAUUUUGUCGUCGUUCGACUAUUCAGUCACAGCCUCAGUAUCAUUUGACAGUGGCCACUACGCUCAGUCGAAUCCGAUGGGGCUCAAGUCGUUGGCCUGUGACUCCUGUUACUUCGACAAUGUACAUGUUUCUUCUGAAAAACCGAAGGAGAUAAGCACAAACUUUAUGAGUCUUUCAAGCUCCUGGAAGCCCUGCUUGACCGUCAAUCUCAUUCAGAGGAAGAAGUUCUGUAAUCUCGUCAGUAAGGAUAAAAAGGCUGAGUGUUUAUCGCAUUUUUGUGCUCACUGUUGUGGUCACCAUGCGAGGCUACUUGGUGACCAGGAGACUCUAAAUUGUAUUAACAGUUGUACCAAGAACAAUCUCGUGUUCAGCUCAAAUGUAAAACGGUUCAAUGUAUACUUGGGGUCGUGCACUUCAUUCCAGGGUCCCGGGUUUGACCACUGCAAGGGGGACAAAAGCUGUUUGACACAAUCGUGUAAACUCUGUUGUCAUUCUGGACAUUAUAAUCAAUUUGAUCAGGACAGAUUCCUUGAAUCUGCCUAUUGUGAAAACAUGUGUAAAAUACCGCUUUAG